AUGGCACUGAUGAAACGUUUGUUUUUAAAAAUUGUUUAUACACCUCGAGCAUUAUCUUACAACGUCCGACAUUUGUCUACAGAAGUAGCAUAUGAUGACAGCCCUGUGGAAAUGGAAAACCCAUUCACUAAAGAAAAACGCCAAUGUAUACUUUGUAAAUUGAACAUAACGCCAGACUACAAGAACUACAGGCUUCUGUCACAGUUCCAAAGUCCAUAUACAGGAAGGAUAUAUGGAAGACAUAUAACUGGACUAUGUCAAACCAAACAGGCAGCAGUAGAGAGAGAAAUCACUAAAGCACAGAACUGCGCUUAUAUGCCUUACUAUUAUAAGGACAAAACAUUUUUAAAGGAUCCUAAGCUGUUUGAUCCUGAAAAUCCAAUCCGAUCACACAGAUUUUAG
This is a messenger RNA of Pieris macdunnoughi, 402 nucleotides long. The record is from the annotation of a GenBank genome assembly. NCBI's taxonomy places the organism in Eukaryota, Metazoa, Arthropoda, Insecta, Lepidoptera, Pieridae.